AUGAUUAUUGUAGAAUCUACAAAAUUUAUGCCACGUUCUACAAGGUUAUUAUACAUCCCAGUAUUGCAUAUAAUACUAUUACCAUUUUAUGUCUAUGCAAACAAAAUCAAUCGACAGAGAGAUGAAAAGGCUGUAGUUUUUCCAAUAACUAAUUAUUUUUACAAAAUGGUAAAAAUUACAUUUAUUCCCUCGCUACUUACUCAUAUAAUCGGAUUUAUCGAUUAUUUUCUCCUACCGUCGGGUGAUAAACCUUUCUAUUGGAAAUUGUUGAACUUUAUUUCUUUCUGUAGCUUGUUUGCAUUUCAUAUUAACAAUACAGUAUUUCAUGUAUUGAUAAUGAUGAUGACACUUGUAAAAUUUCUAGUCUAUUUCUUCCCGUCCACUGAAAAAUGCUCGUUAUCCGUACAGUCGUUUUUCCAUAAAAAUCUUAAAUUAGUAUAUCUUACCCUUACAAUCAAGGAUUUGAUCAUACGUUACUCAAUUGGCGAUCGAAAUGCUCACAAAAGAUUAUACAGAAUUUCUUAUAUCACAUACUACGGCUUCAAUGUUCUUCUUCUUAUAUCUGCAUUGCUUUACAUUCCAAUAUUGAUAAACAUUCGAAAGCAUUCAUAUCUACCCUCUUUUCAAGAGCACCACCCGCAGAGGUAUAUCUUCUGGCAGACCAUAGUGGUUUUUAUUUUUAAAUCUAUCACAAUUCUAUCAGUCAUUUUUCAUGCAUAUUAUUCUAUUGAUUCUCUAAUUAUUAGGUUGGAAGAUGAGACGGCCAUCGAAAUGAUAACUAUUCCAUUGAUAAUCGAAAUGUCUUACUUGGGAUGUAACAAGCGGAAUAUGACAAUUUUGUUUACUUCCUUCAAGUUGAAACAUUUCCUGAAGGUGAUAUUCGGUUUAGAAUCUUCAACUGUUGAACCGCAGACUCUUGCUAAUGCUAGUAUGAACGUUACUACCUAG
Molecule: messenger RNA, 948 nt
Organism: Caenorhabditis elegans
Lineage: Eukaryota; Metazoa; Nematoda; Chromadorea; Rhabditida; Rhabditidae
Gene: srz-63
Product: Serpentine Receptor, class Z
Exons: 5
Coding region: 1-948 (315 amino acids)
Source: RefSeq, marked reviewed